Protopolystoma xenopodis is the source of this 291-nucleotide messenger RNA. The record is from the annotation of a GenBank genome assembly. NCBI's taxonomy places the organism in Eukaryota, Metazoa, Platyhelminthes, Monogenea, Polystomatidea, Polystomatidae.
AGAGCCAAUCAUGUGGCAGUGUCUGGCCAGCCGGGCUCUGAUUGGUGGACAAGCCUGUGGCAUCCCAAGCCCAGUCUCUGGUGCGACCAACCUGGCCGGAUUAAGGCAACCUCUUCGUUUCACAAACUGUCCCGAGCCGACGUUGUCUGCUCUCCCUCGGCUGCAUGGAUAAGUAGCCCGUUGGCAUCAGUGCUCUCCGAUCAGAUCCCGUCUCUUCAUGGCGCCCGAGAAAGUGGGAAGUGUGCGUGUGUGUCUGUAGGCGAGCGUCAAAAUCGGCCGCACGUCGUGUAG